GGCGGAGGCGCUGCGCCGCGACCUGCCCGCCGCGCUGCAGCGACUGCGCGACGCACACACCCGCACGGAGCGUGUGUUCGAGGGCAUCGAGGAGCUGGAACGGUUCCUGGCGGAGCUGGAGCGGCAGAUGCCGGCCGAGGCGGAGUGCGCCAUUCGCGACUCGGCCGAGCUGUACCGGAUGAAGACACGCUUCCAGACUCUGAAGGAGCAGUGCGACGAGCGCACCGAGCGCUUCCGCGCCCUCAACGAGGAAGGCAACGAGAUCUUGCUGGUGGCGGAGCGGCGCGCGGCGGCUCUGGCGCGCCGGCUGACGCAGCUGUGCGCGCUGUGGUCGCGCGUCACGCACGCCGUCUACGAGCGCUACAAGGUGCUGGCGGAGGCGUGGCACGAGUCGGGCGAGCUGCGCGCGUGGCUGGCGCAGCAGGCGGCCUGGCUGGACGGGCUUCAGCGUCGCCUGCAGCGGCCGCAGCCCGCGCCCGAUCGCCCCGACCGCCCCGACGCCGAGGACAUCUCCGACCAACUAUACGACCUGGAGAACUACGUGCAGAACCACAGCGACGAGCGGCUGGCGCGCAUCCAAGACAUCGGAAGGCAGCUGGAGCGCGCCCACAUCAUGCCCGACUGGAUCCGCGCCGAGGUGGCCGCCGUCACCCAGCGCUGGCACCUCCUGCGCGACCAGGCGCAGGAGCGCAGCCGCGAGCUGGAGGCAGCGGCGCGCGAGGCGGCGCAGUGCGAGGUGCAGCUGGAGCGGCUGCAGCAUUGGGCGGAGGGCGCGCGCGGCCAGCUGGCGGCGGGCGGGGCGCUUCGCCUGCGCCGCGAGCUGCCGGACCAGCGCGCCGCCCUGCUGCAGCUGGAGCGGCGCGCCGGCCCUCAGCGCCUGCACGACCAGCUGCAGCGCCUGCAGGAAAAAUUGGACGAAAUCGAGGAAGAAUUGAAAGCGGGUGGCGGCGAGGAGCAGGCGGAGGAGGAGGCGGACGCGGGCGAGGAGGCGGAGGCGGAGGCGGGCGCGGGCGAGGCGGAGGCGGAAGGGGGCUCGGCGCGCCUGCCGCCCGCCGCGCCCGCGCCGCCCGACCCCGACGCCGUGCGCGUGCAGCUGCGCCGCUGCCUCAAGUCGUACCGCACGCUGAGCGAGAUCAAGGGCGAGGUGGAGGCGAUCAUCAAGGCGGGCCGCAAGGCGGUGGAGGAGCGCGCGGUGCCGGAGCCGCACGAGUUCUCCGGGAAGAUCGACGGGCUGAAAGAGCUGUACAACAGGCUGGGCGCGCAGGUGACCGAGGCCAAGAGCCGGCUGGAGACCGCGCUGCUGACGGCGCGCGAGAUCCAGACCGACCUGCAGGCGCUGGGGAGCUGGCUGGACGGGCUGGGCGCGCACCCGCCCGCCGCGCGCCAGGCGCUCGAGCUGGAGAUGUCGCGCAUGCAGGGCCUCCGCGACAAGCUCAACGCCAACUACGCCGAGUUCGCCCGCUGCUGCGACCGCGCCUACCUCGACACCCUCGCCCACCAGAUCGACGACGUGAACGCGCGCUGGGAGCGGCUGCGCGAGGCGGGGUGUGGUGCGGAGGAGGUGCGGCGGCUGGUGCGGGAGGCGCAGGCGCAGCUGGAGGCGGGGUGCGGUGGGGGUGGCGGGGAGGUGGAGCGCGCGCGGCUG
Papilio xuthus (Asian swallowtail) is the source of this 1645-nucleotide messenger RNA. RefSeq names its product dystrophin, isoforms A/C/F/G/H-like. The record is from RefSeq and is a predicted model, not a curated record. NCBI's taxonomy places the organism in Eukaryota, Metazoa, Arthropoda, Insecta, Lepidoptera, Papilionidae. The annotation marks the transcript as partial. The transcript is spliced from 9 exons.